Messenger RNA from Dunckerocampus dactyliophorus (ringed pipefish), 1608 nucleotides. It is a transcript of the gene degs2, whose product is annotated as delta(4)-desaturase, sphingolipid 2. Gene Ontology annotation, biological process: sphinganine metabolic process; ceramide biosynthetic process. The record is from RefSeq and is a predicted model, not a curated record. Gene Ontology annotation, molecular function: sphingolipid delta-4 desaturase activity. Bases 55 to 1023 code for a protein of 322 amino acids. Gene Ontology annotation, cellular component: membrane. The transcript is spliced from 3 exons. NCBI's taxonomy places the organism in Eukaryota, Metazoa, Chordata, Actinopteri, Syngnathiformes, Syngnathidae.
GUGAGACUUUGAGCGCCAGGGAGCCACUCUCAUCUGACAAGCUGAGGGGACGAAAUGGGGAAGUCAGGUGGAAGAGGCGAUUUUGAAUGGGUCUACAACGACCAGCCGCACACGGCGAGGAGAAAAGAAAUACUGGCCAAGUACCCACAGAUCAAGUCCCUGAUGGGUCCAGAUCCCCAGCUCAAGUGGGUGGUGUCAGGCAUGGUGCUGUCCCAGCUCCUAGCCUGCUACCUGAUCCACAAUCUCCCCUGGAAGUGGAUUUUGUUCUGGGCCUAUGCUUUCGGCGGCUGCGUCAACCACUCUCUGACCCUGGCCAUCCACGACAUCUCCCACAACGUGGCCUUUGGCAACAAGCUGGCCAAGUGGAACCGCUGGUUCGCCAUGUGGGCCAACCUUCCCAUCGGAGUGCCCUACUCGGCCUCCUUCAAGAAGUACCACAUCGACCACCACCGCUACCUUGGUGGUGACAAGUUGGAUGUGGACAUUCCCACGGACUUUGAGGGAUGGUUCUUCUGCACGCCCACCAGGAAGCUAGUCUGGCUCUUCCUGCAGCCUCUCUUCUACACCCUGCGCCCUCUGCUGGUCAACCCUAAGCCAGUGUGUAAGCUGGAGGUCCAGAAUGCUGCUGUGCAGCUGGCCGCAGAUGUCAUUAUCUAUUAUCUAUGGGGGAUUAAGCCCAUUGUUUACCUCAUUGCAGGAUCUGUCCUAUGUAUGGGACUGCACCCCAUCUCUGGACAUUUCAUAGCUGAGCACUACAUGUUUCUGAAGGGACACGAGACAUACUCCUACUAUGGACCACUCAACUGGAUCACCUUCAAUGUCGGAUAUCAUAUGGAGCACCACGACUUCCCAAGCAUACCUGGCAGUAAACUACCUCAGGUGAAGCAGAUCGCAGCAGAAUAUUACGACUGCCUGCCGCAACACACUUCCUGGAUCAGGGUACUGUGGGACUUUGUGUUUGACGACAGCAUCGGCCCGUACGCCAGAAUCAAGCGGGAGUACAAGCUGAGCAAGCAGGAGUAGACCGGGCUUGAACAACAGCAACAGGAAUGUGAAUUUCAUUGUGGUCAGCGCGCCGGGGUGGAUGUUCUCUUCUUCUUCUGUUGACAAAAAUAAAGAAAUAAACGCGAGCAUUUCACCAUUCAGAGUCCAGAAAGUCGGUGCCCGUUGCUGUCCUCCAAAGACGGCCCAUCAUUUGAGACUACAAAUAAUAGUAUUCGACAGUGAACAUUAUUUUUUGUACGGUCAUGAAUUUUCAUGUUCAUUUUUUUCACCUUCUGCUGUGUAGUGCAAUGUGUGUGUCUUAUCGACAAUGAUGCCUUUUAUCAAGCAAAAACAUGUCGUUUAGGUUGGGUUUUUUUGAGGGGAUGUCACUGCUUGCUGUUUUUCAGUUUGAUCUAAUCCAGUGAGGACGUUCAAUGCAACAGGAAGCUGACAUCAGAGUCCCUAAAACGUUUCAUAUGAUGGCUAACGAAACAUUGAACGCUACUGCAGGACUGCUGGACACGCCCCAAAUCCACCUUUUACCUUUCAGCUGCUCACAGUUUGUCAUAGCGUUGUUUCUAUUUAAAUGUCCACGUAAUAAAUAUCCGUAUGAGAAGAUCAAAA